AUGGCGACUCUCAUGCAGGAUCCAGGCGAGAAAUCGCUCGACAAACUCCUUGCAACCCUGACGUGCGUGCUGCACCCCGAGACCUAUGUCUUUACCACGCUCGACAAGACGGCAUCACCACCUCCGCUCGAUCAAGUCCAGCUGCUCUUCCGCGAGAGCGAAAGCAUCACCGCCAUUGUCAGCAAGAAAUAUGCCGAGGAAAACGAGAUGGAUUACUUUUUUCCUAGCAGGAUGAUUACACUCAAUGUCACGUCGAGCCUCGAGGCGGUGGGCUUCAUGGCCGUCAUCGCGACGAGGCUGGCGACAUUGGAAAUGGGCGUCAACCCGGUCAGCGGCUUCUACCACGAUCACCUCUUUUUGCCCGAGGACAGAGCAGCGGAAGCCGUGGAGGAGCUGAACAAGUUGGCGGAAGAAAGGAGGCGAGAUUUGGAGUAG
Molecule: messenger RNA, 435 nt
Organism: Beauveria bassiana ARSEF 2860
Lineage: Eukaryota; Fungi; Ascomycota; Sordariomycetes; Hypocreales; Cordycipitaceae
Exons: 1
Coding region: 1-435 (144 amino acids)
Source: RefSeq, a predicted model, not a curated record